AAACUCUAUUAAGUAAUCAGAAAAAUUAUACACGCACAAACACACACUCGGACUAUUCUUCUACUCUGUGCCAGAUUCUGAUCACCGAUGUCGUCACCGGCACCCCCUUCCCCCGCCACCCAACUCCGUCAACGCCUCCGUCCAUGGCCCCAGUUCUUCGACUUAUCCGCCAUAAGCAUCCCCAUAUCACUCUCCGACACCACUUAUCGCAUCAACCAAAACCUCCGCUAUUUCUUCCCCAACUAUGCCCUGAUUUUCUUGAUAACCCUUUUCCUCAGCCUUGUUUACCAUCCAAUUUCCCUCGUAAUUUUCCUCAUAAUUUCCGCCGGAUGGAUAUUCCUAUACUUCUCUCGGAACAGGGAUGACCCUCUGGUUCUGUUCAAUUACGAGAUUGAUGACAAGAUUAUCUUGGGGUUCUUGGGAUUGCUUACUUUGCUUGCCCUGAUUUUCGCUAAGGUGUGGAAGAACGUCUUCGUUUCGUUGGCGAUUGGAGUUCUGAUCUUGUUGAUUCAUGGGUCACUGAGAGCUCCUGAAGAGGACUUGGAGUCUCCUUAUGGGUCUUUGCUUUCUGACGUCACGAGCCCACAAGGGGAUUAUACCAUGGUUUGAGCUCUUAGUUUCUUUAUUUGAUGCAUUUAGGUAGGGGAAUUACUUCAAAUUGGAAGAUGAACCAUUGUAGUAAAAAUUUUUGCCUUGGAUUGUAAUUGUACUCUCUGUUAGUAGUACAUAUUGGAAACCCCAAGUCUGGACUAUUGAACAAUUUAAAGUUGUAGCUGCAGUUAUGCUAAUAUUUUUAAAGAUCUGGAUUGUUUCUUUUCAGUUGCAAUAUUAUAGUAGUUCUAAUUUGCAGUGUCUGUUAUAUUACGGAGGAAAUAAUGCUAUCGUUCUUGUGAAGUUUAAUGUGGGAAAUCAAACAUUUGUUACUGAAUUGGAGAUGCAGCCCAUGUUCAUGCUUCCUCCAUUUUGAAUUUCUGUUUAUUAGGUUUUAGUUUUUGUAGUAGGACAUUGAAGCAAUUAGCUUGAAAAUUAGGACUGGACAUGAGCUCUACAAUUCGAGCAAGUUGAAAAUCGUUGUUGUUUCUAUGAAUAUUGUUCUGGUAUGUAUUACGUCAUAAUUUAUUCUGUCUAAGCAUAUUACUGUUUCUCAUCCCUUUUGAGUCUUGAUCUCACUUUCUUUGUUGAACUGUCGUAUUCAAGAUAAAUGCAUAUGGAUUUGACCUGUUUAGUGUUGU
Oldenlandia corymbosa var. corymbosa is the source of this 1232-nucleotide messenger RNA. NCBI's taxonomy places the organism in Eukaryota, Viridiplantae, Streptophyta, Magnoliopsida, Gentianales, Rubiaceae. The record is from the annotation of a GenBank genome assembly.